CUUACAGGCAUUGGUAUCGAAUGGUACAUCCGGAUGGUUCGGUGGAGUUGUACCAGUUAAUGGUAUGAGAAUAGCAUUUUGGGGUAACGAAGUCGUCUCGUCCAUGAAAGGAACUGCUGUAACGUUACCGUUCUCAAGGUCCUCAAAACUAUUGUUGCCAUAUAAUCCAGAGUCAACUUGGUCGUAAUGGCUAGAGCUCUUUCGCUCCACCCUGACCAAUACUGCAUUACUUUCCUCCACGUUGGUAUCUAUUCUAAAAAAAAAAUACGUAAACUGUAUGAUUCUAGAAAAAAAAAAUCGUAUUGAAUUUGCACAGAAAACAAUGACGAGUACACAUUAAACAUAACAAUAUUUAUGUUCUCGAAUUAAUAAUUUAAAUUCAAAAAAAAAAAAAAAAACUAAAAUAUCACAAGUUUGGGUAGGUACCGAUCGCGGUGAAGAAACUCUCAACUCGGUUGCUGGCGUACGGCCCUUACGGGAAAAUUGUUUGAAAAAAGUAUACUGUUUUAUUAUUAUUAUUAACACUAUUGUUAGGUAUUACACUAUAUUUCAUUAGAAUACUGUGGUAUUGUACGUUAUGACGAACGUCGGACAGCAAUAUUUAAAAUAGGUAGGUAGAUGUCCGUACAAGAUAAUAGCUGAUUGAGGAGUGGCGGAGUGGAGGGGAAAUUAAAAAACGUAAUCGACCAAAACGAAAAGCGGUACGAUCGCAGAUAACGUACGCAGAUAGCAGUAGUGUAUCACGGCGUUGGGCAGGUGCGGGACGUUUCGCCACUGGCCGACCGGACGGUCUCUUUCGGGUUUAGGCGCCUGUGUAUUCGGCAGUCAGUAUGCGUUUUGUCUGUGCCCGGAGCCGAUUGUUAUCGCGAAACGAGCGAAUAUUGGGCACCGAUAAAUGGCUGACAAGUACCUGCGUAGCGUUUGAGGGCGAACAUAAAAACGUUGGCACGAGAAAAAAAGAAUAAUAAACCGUUGAGGACGGAUUCCGACGGCGCAUUCGGGUUUUGAUGCGACACUCGUUGUCGUUAUCGGAACGAGAGAGAGAGUGAGCGAGAGAGAGAUGCGAAUUGUUAGAAAGAGAAACGAACGUGUUGUUGUUUUUUUUUUUUUCUCGCUAUCGGUCGACAAAAAUAAAACGGAAAAUUUAACUGGCGGCUCGGCGCCGGCGGGUGUGACUUUCGCGAGUCCGCGAACGACUCGGCAUUCAGUCGGCGGUCGUGUGCUCGUUACUCACGUUCGGAUCGGGAAGAAUCUGAAACGACGCGCCAACGUGCGACAUCGGCGCGAUAGCUGCGCGACGUCAACUGUCGAGCGUGUUGCGCUCAUGUGAUCGGGCGGCCGAUAAUGAAUUCGUUCGAUUCGUUUUUCAAGGUAAAAUUCGUCUAUAAAUAUCGGACGGCAGCGUCGACGAAAAAUCGCGCGCGCGUCGCAGUAUUUUUUUUUUUACCGAUUGCGUCGUCGCAUACACCGACGGCCGCGGUUUCCCGUACGACACUGGCACCCGACGGUAACGAACAAAACAAAUCGACUCACGCGAAUAACUAAUAAAGUAAUAAUAAAUAAACGUCGGCGUAGUUAAUAGUUUAAUUAUCAGUCUGCGGCAGACGGCGGUAAUCGUAAUUACUUUUGUUUUUACUUUUGUAUUGAUUAUCGUUGUUUUUUUUUUUUAUUCUUUUCUCAUUAUUUCAUAAGGACUGCUAUUACCAUUAAUUAUUUAUUGUGCGCGUACAGACGAGUUUUGUUUUACGUUAUUGCGACGUCAAACGACCGGUAACCGCGUAUACCGCCUACGUCCUGCAAGGUUCGAGACGAAACCCUCGUCCGUGUCGCACUCGUAGAAAAGAUAUUAACCCUGCUGCGGCCGCAACAUUCCGCGUCCGGCCGUUUAAAAUCGUUUCGGAAAAUAAUAAAACCUUGUCUCCGGAUUUCAAACGCGGAUUAAAAUCCAAUGAAAACAAUCUAAACUCUUCGUCGCCCAAGCACGCCCGCGGGAUAAAAUACCACCAGGCGGCAAAACGUUUUAGUCUAGAAAAUAUAUUUCGUAUUGUUACGGUAAAAUGGUGCGUCAUUAUGCGUUAUAAAAGUGUGUACAAUUGAAAAUCACAUAGAAGGGGGGGGGGAAACAGCACAUUUUGUCACCCCUUCCCCCGCGGCGGUAUUCGUCAUAAUUAUUGCGAUAUAGGCGACUCUGAUGAUUUUCGGGGCUCGGGGUCAGUACCGUAUUUACGGGAGGACGAGACGGUUUCGGAUCUAGGACAAACUGGGUAGUUUUUCGGCUACGUCUUGUCCCCUUUACUUUUGAAAAAACCGCUGUCCACAUUAACACCCUAGCCCGAAAAUAAUUAUAAUACACGCCUGCGUCGCCCGUGGGCCUUAUACUAUAACAGCGUGAAACCCGGAAAAAAAAAAAAAAAUUCCAACGUUUUAAUUUGAAUAAUAUUGUGUGUAAUUUUAACGACACAAUAAUACGAAAAAUAAAUAAACAUACAAUUUUAAUUACACAUUUGUGUGUGUGUGAUGUUAUCGCACGUAUCACGGUUAUGUUGUUUUAUCAGUCAUAAUAUAGCAAGGUGGCUUAAUAAGAUGUAAUCACUUUCACCCGCCCGCCCGUAUUAAACCGAUUGAAGACAUUACUGCAGUAAAUCGCCUCGCGUAAUGUAAUUAUGUGCGUCUUACCGAUUAUCGGAUUGUUAUUUUAUUGAUCACUCGAUUACGUACCAGUAAUUAUAUUCCAACACAUUGAAAAAUAAACAAACAAAUGAUUUAAUAAUUGAUUGAUUGGUUUUUUUUUUCUUCUUUUGAGUCUCUCUUUUUACCGCGUACCACUACCAUUACUUAUAAGGUCGUAUUGCACAUACCGCGGUUUGAUUUUAAUAUAUCAUAACCUCGGACCGGAAAUCGAAAAUAAUACCUACUUAUAUAUAUAUAUAUUUUUUUUUUUUUUUGCUUAUCAUUAACUAUGGCCUCAAACUUUGCAACUCGCGGGUUGCCAAAAAAAAAAAAAAAACAACAUUUUCGCCCGCACGAAAUUCGCGAAAAAACCGUUUGGGCCUCGACUCUAUUUAACAGUAAAGCCAGCGGGGUUAUGGUUUAAAAUAAAAUAUAUUACCCAAUCGCGUGUGAUAAUAUUAGGUGUGAUGCACCUAAUCAACCGGCAUGAUGUUCAAAAAUACUUAAUUUAUCUUUUUGUCGCGCAUUACAAAUAAUUUGUUUAAUACCGGUGAGAUUAUAAUUAGAGCGCGAAUACGUGUUUUUAAUGCGCAACCGCGGAAACAGGAUUGUUAAAGUCGAAAAUAUUACAAAAUAUGUUUUUCGCACAGGUGCGUAUUUCGACGUUAAACGGGACACAUCCAUGUAAAUCAUAUUUGUUACACCUUUGACCGAUUGAGAAUGUACGAAUCGAAAUAACUCCGAGAAUAAUUAAAAAAAUUAUACGUGCACAUUUUUUCAUACGUUUUGUAAUAAUUGGGUGCGUACGUCGCGUACGGCCGUAUUCAAUGCCGCCACGAUUUGAUAAUUUGCAUUUGAUGAUAAUGAAGCGCGAAAAUUAUUAUUUAUCACAAUACGAGUAAAGUGAAUGACGUACGUUCAUAUAUUGUUUGCUAGUCCUGCGCAUUAAACUAAAAAAAAAAAAAAAUUACACAACUGUUCAAUGGGUCCGUUUUUCCUCCAGUGAUAACGGGUUAUCGUUUUGUAUUCGAAGUCUAUUAAAAUUAACAAAUCGCGUAUUUUUUUUUAUUUUUUUCGCAUUUUGUGACCGUUGUGUACAUUGGUCGAUUUACAAAGUGUUUUAAUUCAACGAAAUGCCGAAACGACGAUCUAGAAAAAAUCAGUUUAUUAUUAUUAUUUUCAUAACACUAUCGAUUUUGUUAAUCAUUAGGUAUUAAAUUUUGUUUUGCACACACCCAAGUGCAUAUUUUGACGAAUGUGCCCAUUGAUUAUUGAUGUGAAAAACAUAUUUUUUCUUUUUCAAGGGAAUAUAAAUCCGCGUUCAAAAACUCGUAAUAUUCUGUAUGCAUGGUGUGUGCAAAUCGAUUUUGGGCGUUCAAAAUUUUCGCUGGAUAUUGAUGAAAAAAUUAUACCUAUGAUUGUUCGUUUACAUAAUACAAAAAUCCAACGCGACCAUAGAAUUAUUGAAGGCGAUUCGCGAGGCCCGGAACAAGAUGGAAGCAUGCAAUGUGUGCCGUAGAAAAAAAUUAUUAGAACCGGUCCGCGAAAAUGUGAGAAUAGAGGAUACGUGUAACAGGGACAGAAGGAUUUCAAGGAUACAGUGGCGACGCGCGUGGGAUUACAAAAUAUUUAUUUUAGGAUCAAUGAGAAAACGGCGGUGGGGGCAUUAAUAGUAAAUCGUCUGUUCAAUAAAUUAUUAUUUAUACAUAGUUUUGUCCGAAAUAAAAAUCGUUUGUGAAAAUACCAGACCAAGAGUGUACGUAUUUUCAAGUUAUAGUUUCGUAACUACACGGUUUCGGUAUACCGCCAUCUUCAGGUUACCGAUUACAUUGUUUUUGGUUUGAUUGCCUAUUUACGUAUCGAUAAAAAGAUAAACAUUUAAAUUUGAAUCGAUUAAAUGCAACGUAAAAACACACUCUAGUUUUUUUUCCCCCUAACGACUUUUUACAUUGAUAAUAACAGUGUCAAAAUCUCAAACUCGUUUAUGCAUUGGCAAACGCGGUGUUCGUACUCGAAAUAAUAAUAAUAAUAAUAAUACACGACGCUUAGUACGUACAGUACGACUACGUGGAAAAUUAUUAAUAGACCGUGAUUGAUACAAACGUGUAUCGUGAUAUCGUGAUUUCCGGUGCGAUAUUAUUUGGGGGGGGGGCCGGGACGCUGAUGAGAAUUGACGUGCACGGACCGACCGUAAUGCACGCCGCACGGGCGCGACUAGAGCCUGAAUAUCGGGGGGGGGGUGCUAAAACUACGCGACGAAAAAUAACCCGUGCUGCGCCCCCCAAAUGCCAUUUCUCAAUAUCAUUUCUCGGAUCGCUACAACCGUUGUCUAAUGAAACGCAUCCGUUACAUUUAUGCGCGGUUAAAACUUUUUGACAAUGCAAUUUUCGCGUUUGUUAAAAACAGCAGGCGAACACGGACACUCGGCUGAGCAGUAAUGGGUCAAUCGACAGUCGCGAAAAACGUUGCAAUAUUAUUUGUUUCAGUUAAAAAAUUAAUUAAAAAUAUUGUAAUUUUAUUGGUGUUACAUUCAUUAUUUUUAAAUAAAUAAAAAUAUCGUGGUUUGCCGUAAAAACCUAUAAAAGUGGUAGUUAAUCUAAAUUAUCCAGUAGCAAUAAUAAUAACAUUCGAUUUUAUAGAUUCUCAAAAGACCAAUAUGUUUAUUGAAUUGUGGGUUAAUGCACGUGAACAAAUAAAAAAAAUAGUGUGAAUGUUAAAAACAAAAAUUAUAUAGAAUACAAAUUGUUGAAUGCACUUAUUGUACACCUAUUUAUGUCAAAAUUAGAUAGUGUUCAAUACAUUUUUAAGACGAAGCAUACGUUCAAAAGUCAUGUUAAAAUGACCUGAUAAAUAAAAUGGAUAACACAAUAGAAAAUAUGAAAGUGCAUGGUAGUAAUAGAAUAUUACCUUUUCAAACUGGUGUAGUUUAUAAUAAUUGAAUAGUUCAUUUUUUCAAGUACCUAUAGGUAUGAUAUGUAUAAUGUCUUUUAGGAAUUUUAAUAACCGAUGCCUCUUUAAGAAAUCGUUUGUUUGAUAUGAAAACAUAUUGUGACGACAAUAUUACAUAUACUUAUUAUGAUAAGAAAACUUAAUUCUGACUAAAAAAUAUGUUUAGUAAUCUUAAAGGGAUGGUUGGUUAUAAUACUCAUAUAGUCAUAUGUUCCUAUUGAGGUAAAUAUUGGUAUUUAAAUAUGUUAAUAUUUAAAUUGUAUUAGCAUUACAUUAACAUAUAAAUAUUUAUUUAUUUUCAACCAAAUAGCUUAGGUGUAGUAGUACUUACUGGGCAAACACUCAAAUAUGGUGUUCACAAAUAACCACAAUACCGAAGAUACAGACAAAAACUGUUUAGUAGAUUGUUUGUCUGGAACUAUUUUUAAUGGUGAAGAGAUGGUGAAUGAAACGCAAACUAAUCUUGCAGGCAUAAUUUUAAUGAUACAUUAAAAACUAUAUCCGAGCUAAAUGAAAGUGUUCAUUUUGAAGUUUCAGAACUCAAUACAACGCUGUUGGAUAAUUUUAAAAUACAGGUAUUUUUAUAGCAAUUUGAUUAAAGACAAAUAUUUUAUUAACUUACAGAGAAAGAAUCGUACUCAUUGAAUGUAUAAAUAUUUUGAUUUUUCACAACAAUUGUUGUUAUAUGUAUAUUGUUAAUAUUAGACAGUGGUAGAUAACAGUGAGAUGUUUACAAUAGAAAAAGAUUGCCUAGUAUUCUAGGCAAUCGGGGUCUGUAGUAAGUAAAUUUAUUGCAAAAUAUCCCCACUUGAGUGAAAAAGUUCUACAUUGUUCUGAGGAAAAUGCAAGUUGGAUAUUUCAAAUGGCAAAAGUGAACUUAAUUAGAUCAUCCGAAUACAAUGGAACCUCGGAUAAGUUGAAAUUCAUAGGAAAUAUGAUUUUUUCGACUUAUCAAGGUUUUCGAGAUUUUAAGAAAAAAAAUUUGACUUCGAGUUUCGAGAAAUUCGAGUUUUUAAAUGUCUGUACCAACUAUAGUUUUUAAUUAUUAUACAGUAAUGUGUACAUAUAAUUACAGUGUGUAUUUUUCUUCUUAUUGGGUUUUCCGGGCAUCAAAACCACCAAAUUACACAUCCAGUCCACCAUCCUUCCCUAUCCACCGCUCUUGUUCUCCAAUCCCGUCCUCCAUUCAGUGUUUCCUCGUCUUUUCUUAUCACAUCUUCCCACCUCAAUCGUGGUCUUCCCAGUGGUCUCUUACCAACUGGAUUCUCGUCCAUGAUCAUUCUUAUGAGAUGGUUCUGGCUUCGCAUAGCAUGUCCAGUCCAUUAAAGUAUUCGGUUUCUAAUUACGCUUAAGAUGUUUUGUUUCCGAAACAUCCUUACCAGUUCCUCAUUUUUUCUUCUUCUCCACUCUCCCGUUUCUUUGUCUUUAACAGGUCCAAAAAUCUUUCUUAAGAUUUUCCUUUCAAAAACUAGUAAUUUCCUUUCCUCAGUCUUUGUUAAUGGCCAGACCUCAGCCCCAUAAGUGACAAUUAGACGUAUUAAGGUAAUAUAUAGUUGUAUAUUCAUUUCUAUAGACAGAGAUCGUGAUCUUAGUAUUUUUGUGAGUCCAUAAAAGUAUUUAUUUCCUUAUAGGAUUCUUGAUGCUAUUUCUUUGUCAUCUCUGUUUCAUUUUUUUCUGUUAAUAUUGAACACAGGUACUUAAAUUGUUUGACUCUACUGAACUCAUAUCUACCAACGUUUAGGUGUGGAAAAUCGGCCGCACUAUAAGUAACAAAAAGUUUAUAUUAAACAUAUAGGUUAUUAUACCUAUUUAUACCUAUACAUAUACCUAUUUCAUUUUAGGUAUAAUACAAAAAGUAAGUAAUUUAGUAUUAAAGCAAAUUAUAAAUCAAAUUAACAUUACUGUGGAGUUAAUAAACUCAAAACUAUUCAGUAUGCACGAGUACAUUUAUAAGAUUAAAUAAAGCUAUGGGUAACAAACAAAAUAUUCGAAGUGAAAAGAUUGCGUGUUAAAAAAUGUGUAUUUUAAAUGUUCAUGAAAAUUAUGUCUACUCAAUAAUCAUAAUAAAUAUAAAUUUAAAAAUUUGGUUUGUUAUUUUGAAUUUGUUCUUUUUAGUUCUUGACAACUAAAAUAUUUAAAAUUACUCCUAGUAGUGGUCAUGAUAUCUGCGUAUCAUAAAGUUGUGAUCGUACAUAUUUAUUUAACCAAUAUAUUUUUUAGUCAUGGUGCUACAGAUAAUGUUAUCUAGCGGAAAAUAUUUGAACUACGUUUGGAUUCCUUUAUCAAGAUUCAAGAUCAUACUUGUUAUCAAUGGCGGUUCUUGUUUGUUGAUAUUUAUAUUUCAUAUAACAUUGUAAAUUCGUGUGAUGUAGUUUUGAAUUUUGUUUAAUGUUGUUCAACCAACUUGACUGCAAUAAGUUUGUAUAGUUUUUAGUUCAUUCAGCGUGUGAUCCGAAGACUAUUAGUUUGCAAUACGAAAUAUCCCGUGGACCAUAGAAAUUAUACCCUAUUCAAACAAAUUGGAAUGUCAUUCUGUCUACAUCUAUCAUAAUUAUAAUAGUUGUUUUUAAGUUUAUACUUGUUAUGAUUGGUAUGUUUAGAGAAGAAAGAUUAAUAAAAUAUGUAUAAUAUUUAUUAAAAUAUAUCAGUGACUAAAAAUAUUUUAUCUCAAUAGUUAUAAUAAAUGUAAUUAUACUAACCUGUUUGUUAUUUUAAUUUGUUUAUUAACUGUAUAAUAUGCAUUUUUAGUUUAACUGCAAGUUAACUUCUUCAAGACUUAUAUUGUACCUGAUCAAAUUUAUGUUUUAUCUCCAAAAUGAAUUUAGAAUUGCUUGGUAAGUUACAAGUAUCUGUAUGUUGCAAAGGUAAAAGCUGACAAUAAUUAAUAAAAUAAUUCUUGUUUUCGUUAUACAAAUAUGUUACAAAUUUUAAUAUUAUAUUGGUUUACAAUAAUAGUAUUACAGUAUUUACCUUAUGAAAGGUAAAAUUUCUAACGAUUGCAAUUAAUUUAAAGUAAUUGUUUAAACAGUAAUUAAUUAUUUAAUUGCUACUUAAACAUGGUGCAUGGAGAAAAAAACUAAAGGAAAAAAUCAUUAAAUUAUUUAUUUAUUUUACAAUAUUUUAGAAAAUAAUAUGUUAUAGGUAUAUAGAUAAUUGUUUACUAUUAGAUAUUUCCAGGAGAAAUGCUAAAAUGCUUUUGCUUUCAAAAAUAAAAAAUAACAGUACAAUAUAAUCGGCUGCAAGUUAUAAGUUAUCUGUAAAGAUAAAUAGUUGAAACGGGGGGAUUAUUAAGGUUGUAUAAAAAUAUACUGGUAAUGUGCUGACUGUUUCUGUUAUGUGUCAUAUUGUAUUGUGGCUUACAAACUGUACAAUUAGAACCAUGGAAAUUAGGAAAUCAAAUAAAGAAACAGAGAUUUUGUUAUCUGUAUGUUCAGAUAAAAUUUAAAUUACAAACCAAUUCGUUUUUAUAUUUUUAUUAUUUUAAUAUAUUUUUCAAAAUUAUUGUAUUAUUAAAAUAAUAUAUUAUAUUAUUUAUGUUAAAAUUUUGGUUUCUUUUUCCGGGAUUUUCAAACGUACUACCUAUUAACUAUAUAAAUGUUGUAUAUCUAUAUGUAAACAAUUUGUACAUUGUAUAUUUUUUAAACUACAACUUUAAAUAAAUAUAUAUCUAUAUAUUUAUGUGAAAAGUUAUUGAAUUGUUUUAUUUUACAGAAUCAUUUGGACAAAAUUAUCCUGAGGUAAUUUCACUUAUUUAUUUAUUUUUGUUGUUGAAAAUUAAAUUGUUUGAAUAUAAUUUUAUAAUAAAAUAGUAGUAGGUAUUAUUUAAUAAAUAGUAGUAUUUUCUUAUUCAAUUCUAAAUCCAUUAGAAUAAGUUUUCUUUUUAAAUGUUGUUAUCUAUUUUAUUUUUGAUUUAAUAAAUAAAUAAUUUAAUAUUUUUAUUUUUAUAGGAAUUUGAUGGAGUUCUUGAUAGUAUAUCAUUAGCUGUAACAUGUGUGUUCAAUAAAUAUGGUACUCUCUUAGCAGUGGGUUGCAAUGAUGGUCGUAUUGUGAUUUGGGAUUUUUUAACCAGAGGAAUUGCCAAAAUUAUCACAGCUCAUAUGCAUCCGGUUUGUUCUUUAAGGUUUGUUCCUUUUUCAAAUUUAAAUUGUUUUGAAGUUUGAACUACUAAUAUAAUUGCGUUUGUACACAAUUUAAUGUGGCACACUGGCACAGUAAAAGAAAACUAAUUAUAUUUUGUCAUGUAUGUAUUCUUAAAUUGUGAUAAAAUUCUUGUUAAUCAUAUUGAAGCCCACACAAGUAUUUGUAUUACAUAUUAGCCUGUAACAAUUGUUAUUAGUCUCAUCAUUAUGAUGAUUGAUAAAACAAUGUUAAAUAAAAAUGGAUUAAGAAUUUAAGACUAGACUGAAUUACUAUAAAUGAUUCUAUAUAGUCUCAUCCAUAAAUAUAAUAUACUAAUGAAAUUCAAUUUUUAGUUGGUCAAGGAAUGCGCAUAAAAUAUUAAGUGCAUCUACUGACAAUAAUGUUUGCACUUGGGACAUAUUAACUGGCGAAAGAGAAGAAAUGUACAAAUUUCCAUCCCCUGUAUUAAAAGUGCAGUAUCAUCCUAGAAAGAAAAAUCUGUUUCUUGUUUGUCCGAUGAAACAUGCAGCUGUGCUCGUGGACACUGAGGGAAAUCAUAAAUUAGUGCCAUUAGGAGAAGAAGUCUGUUAAAUACUAGUUUUAAUUUUAUUUUAUUCAUAACUUCAUAAGUUAUAUAUUACAUAGAAUAUAAAAACUAUUAUGGUAAAUUACAGUCUGAUCUAAUGAUAGUUGCUUCAUUUGAUCGCCGUGGACAGUACAUCUAUACAGGAAAUGCACGUGGUAAAAUAUUAGUUUUGACUUGUCCUGAUCUCGAUCUCAAAGCUUCAUUUAAAGUAUCUACCGGAAUGACUGGUAUAAAGAGUAUUGAAUUUGCAAGGAGGGGAGAUUGCUUUUUACUCAAUUGUUCAGAUCGUGUGAUCAGGGUAUAUGACGCCAAACAUGUUUUGGAUAAAGGCAGGGAUGGAGAUACAGAACCCAUUCAAAAACUCCAAGACUUGGUUAACAAGUAAGUUAUUAUUUACUUUAUGAAUGUACAGGUUAGAAGUACAAUGACCAAUGGUAACAAUUACAAAUAAGGACUAAAAUCAAUAGUAAAUAAUAAUAUCAAAGGUAAUAACAAGAUUUAAGUACUUUUUAAAUACUUUUUUUAUCUAAAAUGAUUGAUAGUUUCUUUUCAUUUUUGUUGUUACUGUCAAUUUGAAUACACUGAUUACUCUGAAUGUUGCUUUAAUAUUCCUUGUUUUUAACAUCUAAUUAAUGAUUUGUAGAACAAUGUGGAAGAAGUGUUGUUUUUCCGGUGAUGGUGAAUAUAUUUGUGCAGGUUCAGCUCGACAACAUGCGUUAUAUAUUUGGGAAAAAAGUAUUGGAAAUUUGGUUAAAAUAUUACAUGGAACAAAAGGAGAACUUCUGCUGGAUGUUGUUGUAAGAAUUAAAAUUAUACAAAAUACAAAAAUGUCAGGGAUUUAAUAAGUGUAAUGUUUUUUUUUUUUUUUUUUACUAUAAAGUGGCAUCCAGUACGAGCAAUAAUAACUAGUAUAUCCAGUGGUUUAGUGUCUGUGUGGGCACAAAAUCAAGUUGAAAAUUGGUCAGCGUUUGCACCCGAUUUUAAAGAACUUGAUGAAAAUGUUGAGUAUGAAGAAAGAGAGUCUGAAUUUGACCUAGAAGAUGAAGAUAAAUCUAUUACUAAAGAUGUACAACGAUGCGAUGAAGAUUUCGAGGUUGGUGUAUGAAAAUAUGUUGAAUGUAUCAUUUUUUGGAUACUAGUGGUUUUACUUGCAGUUUCUCAUGCCAAAAGACACAGUGAACUGUGUAAUCAAUUUCUUAGUGACUAUUGUUCGUUGUGCACAUCCUUGCAAAAACUAUUACAGCCCUUACAUUUAAUUAUUUUUUUAUUUUGUUUGUUUUAACUUUUUUUUUAUUUCAUCUAUAAUCACCAAGGCAAUCCAUAAAUCAACAAAAAUUAUUCUAUAUUAAUUACAAAAAUACCAAUUACUCAAUGUGAGACUCCUCUUAGGGAGGAUUCCACAUAUAUUAUAUAUAUACACUUUUCAGAAGAAAUUCUCUAAAUGAUAGUGAAUACUUAAUACCAUAACAAAAUCUGUUGCAUAGUUUAGAAUAACCAAGUGCACAGACAGACAGAAAUAGCGACUUUAUUUUAUACUAUUUAGAGAUAGUAAAAAUUGUUAAAAGUGAAUUCCAAGUAAUAGGAAAUAUUUUCAAUAGUUAUCAUUGAAAUAUUAUUAAUAUAGUUUAAAACAAUUUUUUCCAUUUCAAACUUUUUUAAUAGGUGUUUAAUAUUUAAAGAUUUUUUUAAAAAGAAAAAUCAAUUUUGAGAUUUUAAAUUAAUUCCUUAUUAUUUUAAUUUUUAAAAUCAAUUAUUAUAAUAAUUUUUGUUUGUUGUAGAUUUAUUUUUUCCGAGUGAAAAGAAAAUUCCUAAUAAAAUAUAAAUUAUAAAUUCAUUUUUAUUAGCAAAUAAUAUGUUUUUAGGUUGAUGUAGAAAAUGCUGAACCUGUAGCAGCAUUUUGUAGUUCUGACGAAGAAGGCACUAUUGAUGAUAUCAAGGAUGCUCUCUUAUUUUUGCCAAUUACUCCAGAAAUUGAAGACCCUGAACCAGAUAUGCCACCCCCUCCAGUUUCAUCGUCUUCUUCUAAGUGCCGUACAUAUGAUAUUCAUUUAGAUAAUACUACUGAUGGUUAGUUUUAUUUUAUAUGCUUUUCUUUAACUUACCUUGAGUCGUGUCAUAAAAUCUUGCAAACUUAGAUAAUUUAGAUCAAUUUAUACAAUAAUUAUGUAAUAAUAAGACUAGUUUUUUAAAAUAUCAAAAAUGGUUAAAUAUAGGUGACUCUCCUCUAUGCAGUGGCAUAACUAGAUUGAAAAGGCCUCGGGGAAAUUAAAAAACAAGGCCCUCUAUAUACUAAUAUAAUCUUUAUGAAAAUUCGAAAUAUACCUACACGUAACAUUGUUUUUUUAAGUGUAAAUACUUACUAUGGAACCACAAAUGAAAAUAAUAAACAUUGUCGUGUGAAUUAUUAUUCUAUUUAAAUAGUGAUUGUGACUGGAAUUACCAAAUAAGAUUUAAAAGAUUCAUUUUUAAAUACAUCAAAAUUUGCAAUUAUUUUAAGAAAGUAAUUUUAAAAUAGUCCAAGGCCCCUUGAACUCUGUAGCCCUUAGACACUGUCCCACCUUGCCCUGUAAUAGCUACACUACUGCUCCUAUGAAGUGAUUAAGGUAUCAAGUUUUUCUUUUAGUUUAUCAGUACAUUAUUAACAAUUAUAUUUAAAAAAAUUAUUUUUACUUUUUAGAGAAAUUUUUUUAGAAAACAUUUAGAUUCUGAGCGAGUAAAGAAUGUAUAAUGUAUUGAUUUUACAAUAAUAUUUUUUUUUUUGAAGUGAACACUUUUUUUACCAGAAAGCUUACUCCGUUUAUUAAUUAUAGCACCUUUUCUGGAAGGAAAUAUUCUCUAGUUGGUACUUUAAAGAUGUCAUUUUUUGAAAUUUUUAUUAAUAUUCGAGAUAAUGAGGAAAACCUGGUUCUUUAGGUUAAAAAAGAUUGACAAAUUAAAAUCUCGGUUGUCAUGGACAAUAAUUUUUAUUUAUUUUUGUUAAUAUUUAAUUUUUUUUAAACAAUUAUUAUUGUCAUAGAAACGCACAUUGUUUAAAAACAAUAUAGACUGAGCUAUAUUAAAAUAAAAUAAAUUUUGAUUUCAAUACAGUAGAACCCUGAUUAUUUAAACCUCUGUUAUACAAACUCUUUAUUAUCCGAAUUAUAAUUAGCGUAGCCAAUGUUAAAACUCAUUGAAGCACUCGUACACCCCUUUUAUACAUUUAUAUUACAUUGUGUGGUUUUAAGUAAAAUAAUAAUGUUUUAUUAAUUUCAGAGUUGCAUCCUUUGCUGAGUAACAAAACCAAGGAGAAACAAAUUACCGGUGGUAAAAAAGGUCAAAAAAGAGGACCCAAACAAUAAUAAUAAUUUUCUAUUUGUUUAAAUGUACAAUUGUAUAUUUUUAGAUAAUGGAUAGGACCACUGUACUAUCACAAACCCUUAUUUAUAACUUGAAUUAUUAAUAAUAUUGUU
Molecule: messenger RNA, 13773 nt
Organism: Cinara cedri
Lineage: Eukaryota; Metazoa; Arthropoda; Insecta; Hemiptera; Aphididae
Source: the annotation of a GenBank genome assembly